This is a messenger RNA of Trematomus bernacchii (emerald rockcod), 2148 nucleotides long. It is a transcript of the gene poc1b, whose product is annotated as POC1 centriolar protein B. The transcript has 13 exons. The record is from RefSeq and is a predicted model, not a curated record. Gene Ontology annotation, biological process: cilium assembly. Gene Ontology annotation, cellular component: ciliary basal body; centriole. Gene Ontology annotation, molecular function: protein binding. NCBI's taxonomy places the organism in Eukaryota, Metazoa, Chordata, Actinopteri, Perciformes, Nototheniidae. The coding region runs from base 213 to 1856 and encodes 547 amino acids.
UCAAGCUACAGGUGGCUACGUCUCAUUAGCUGUGGAAAUAGCGUGUGUUAUGCGGCUCUUCAUGCAAAAACAAACCUAGUUUUCAUUUAAAAGUCCGGGAAUUCAACAUUUUUCUAAGGUUGCUGGGACUGUUGAUGAGAACAGCGUAUUAUCUGAGCUCGACACAUCGGGUCUGAAACUGUUGCUGAAGGAGCACUGUUUGACAGCCAUGGAUGCAACGUUACUUUACCUCUGACAGUGACAACAGUGGCUUUUUUAAGCAAAUGGCUUCUGUUUUGGAAGAUCCAACCCUAGAGCGCCACUUCAAGGGGCAUAAAGAUGCCGUCACCUGUACCGACUUCAAUCCAAACCGCAAACAACUGGCCUCAGGUUCAGUGGAUAAAUCUCUGAUGAUCUGGAAUCUGGCUCCAAAGGCCAGAGCUUUCCGUUAUGUCGGGCACCAAGACCUCAUCACUGGGGUGCAGUUCUCCCCCUCCGGUCUCCUGGUGGCCACUUCCUCCAAGGACAGGACGGUCCGACUGUGGACCCCCACCAUGAAAGGAGAGUCCACAGUGUUCAAAGCCCACACGGCGCCUGUACGCAGCGUUGCUUUCUCCCACGAUGGACAGAGGCUGGUGACGGCGUCGGAUGAUAAGUCGGUCAAAGUGUGGAGCGUUCACCGGCAGUGCUUCGUCUACUCGCUCACCCAGCACACCAACUGGGUGCGCUGCGCCAGGUUUUCUCCAGAUGGGCGUCUGAUAGCGUCGUGUGGAGACGACCGCACCGUCCGGCUGUGGGACACGUCCACCAAACACUGCAUCAACUGCUUCACCGACUCUGCAGAAUCGGCCACGUUUGUUGGUUUUAACUCGAGUGGAACAUGCAUCGCGUCCUCGGGAGCCGACAGUUCACUGAAGAUCUGGGAUCUCCGCACCAACAAGCUGAUUCAGCACUAUCAAGUCCACAGUGCAGGGAUCAACAGUUUUUCCUUCCACCCGUCCAAUAACUUCCUGAUCAGCGGCUCCAGCGACAGCACAGUGAAGAUCCUGGACCUGGUGGAGGGGCGCCUCAUCUACACCCUGCAUGGACACAAGGGCGCUGUAAUCACAGUAGCUUUUUCCAGGGCAGGAGACCAGUUUGCCUCGGGGGGAGCUGAUGGUCAGGUGCUGAUGUGGAGGACAAACUUUGACAGAAAGUCGUACCAGGACGUCCUGCAACAACACAGUCGGAGGUCCACACCAGACCCUGCACCCCACCUGACUGACAUCCACCCGAGGACCCCCCACCUGCACCGCCAGCAGCCCUCAGGCAUUCAGAUCAGUCCAGCAGUGGCAGACACUCAGUCCAUUGAUCCAGACGUCAUAGAGUUCAGCCAAUCAGUUCACAGCACCACGCUCUUAAACGGUCGAACACACUUGACGCCCACGCAGGCCGCAGCCAACGGUCACCUCUCCAACGGUUUGUCGGCGCGAAACAGAGCCAGUUCAGGAGUGGGAGGAUGGACGGGAGACGAGAGCACCAGCAGGGCGAAAAGUGGUGCCUCUGUUUGGACUGGGGGAAACGGGGGAGGAAGAGGAAGGAGAGAGGAGGAGGAUGAAGAGGAGGAUGAAGAUGAGGAAGAGGAGGAGAGAGGGCAGACCUACCCACUGGAAGUUCUCUCCGCUCCUCCCUCCAGUCUGGACUCUACCCUGCGGCACAUUGUUAAACAGCUGGAUAUUCUCACACAGACGGUGUCGGUGCUGGAGGAGCGUCUCACGCUGACGGAGGACAAGCUGAAGGAGUGUCUCCUCAACCAGUCCCAGAUCCUGAAGGACGUCCAAUCAGGAGAGAGGAGGAGGAGCCAGGAGACGGACGGAUCACCUGUCCAUUUCACCUGAGGACAACCUCGCCCUGCCACACACACACACACACACACACACUGCAACACACACACACACACACACACACAGCAACACACACACACACACUGCAACACACACAACACACACACACACACACGUGCGCAAUGAGUUGAACUGCUUCACCCCAAGACUGCUGGACAUGGGUUUGUGUAUGUCUGUCUGUCUGUGUGUCUAAAUGUCGACCUUGGUGGUCUCUCAUCUCAGGGGUCAGAGGGUUAAUCAGGAUGUGUGUGUGUGUGUGUGUGUGUGUGUGUGUGUGUGUGUGUGU